AUGGACGAUAUGCUGGCGCUCGCCCGCGUGCUGUCGAACCUCGUCUACCUCGAGAACCUCGCCUUUGUGCAGUCGUUCCCGCCACAGAUGCCCGAAGACAACUUCAUCUUGCUCAUGCCCUAUCUCGCGUCUAACUCGCUCCGGAAGCUGCAUUGGGAUAUCACAAGCCACCCGACGUGCGCCAUUGCCGCCGAUUCGAUCCUCGCCCGCAGCAUCGCCGCCAAGGGAUUCCCCGCCCUUCGUAUCCUUCGUGCGCCCAACGACCCCGAGGGCAUCUUCCAGGUCCUCUGCCGACCCCGAGAUCGCGUUGAUCUACCAGGUGACAGGUUCCGUCCCGUCACCCCCACGCGCGCAACAGGAGCGACAGCGCGGCUUGCGGCGCAGGCCCGUCUUGAGGCUGCGUGGCGGUUCCCGCGAUUCCACGUCAACGUCAUUGAUGAACGGGGAAUGCUUGUGGAUAAAUUCGGUCUCGCCGGAUUCAUGGGCACGGCCGAGAGCAAGAUUCGCUACGAUCUUAGCCCGGACCCGGGCGCUCGGGACGAGAACGGCGGGUUGAUUGAGAUUGGGGACGUGACUGGUGAUUGUGGAGAGAAGGAAGGCGACAUGUGCAAUGGCCGAUGGAACGUGCAUGCGACUCCGACGGACAAGAAGGACAAGGACAGGUGGUGGCACGUAGAGAGGGGUAGGUGGACGGGAGUUGAGAUGUGA
Molecule: messenger RNA, 708 nt
Organism: Parascedosporium putredinis
Lineage: Eukaryota; Fungi; Ascomycota; Sordariomycetes; Microascales; Microascaceae
Source: the annotation of a GenBank genome assembly